GCGCGCGUGCACAGCCCCUCGUUCUCUAGCUACAGUAGUCAGCCCAGACCCGAAGAUCCGCUGGGCGUCGGCGCGGUGCCUCUGCUUGCCCCGGGACUCGGCCUGCAGUCGAUCUACGCGAGUCCGCGUCGACUCGACGCGUCUAGGGGCGAGCAGCUCCCGGCUCUGAUCGAGGAGCGGCUGCGCGACCUGCUGGGCGAGCCGCUGUCCGACGUGGACCGCGCCUGUGUGCAGCUGAUGCCGCUGCGCUCGUGUCUCCCGGGGGAGAUCGUGGCUGUGGAGGACAGCCACGGCGUCCUGCGCUACGGCAAGGUGAAGGACGAGGGGGGUCCAACCAGCGGCGGCGAAGUGAAGGUGCAGGUGACCAAGAGCUGCAUCAGGUGGUACGCAGUGUCCCAGAUCUACUACUUCCAGUCGGUUGGGGCCAGGAAGGACGGCAAGGAGGCCGGCACCGCGUGGAAUGGCUACAGAGGGUCCUCGACUGUCGGCGUGAUUGCAGAGGUGAACGCACUACUGGCGCGUCUUAACAUGUCGCUGAGCACCAGCUACGAGGAGCUGCUAGCCGAGAUGCUGCGGCUGCAACAUCGUGCGACGUUGGCGGAGGAAGAUCGACGAGCGGCGCUCAAGCAGGCCGAGCAAGCUCUGAGCGAGAAGAGAGACGCCGAGAAGGCGCUGGUGUGUGUCGUGUGUCUCGAGGAAGUCGCGCUGUGGCGCGCUGCCAAAAGCUGCAACGCCAAGAAGCUCCAGCAGCUCGUGCGCAAAGAGUCCGUCGACGAUGUGCAAGCUCUGCUCGAUCAGCCGCACCCCGUCAAGGGCACGACUCCGCUGAUGCUCGGCGCAGACCUUGACGCUACGGACAGGGGCAAGCACCGGAACACGGCGCUGCACUACGCGGCGUACAACAACCGGAUCGGGCAACUGGAGCUGCUGCUGGACGCCGGCGCCAACCCGUUCACGUUGAACGGAAAGGGGCACACGGCGCUGGAUGUGGCGAGGCUUCGUGGACGGAAGGAGACGGCUGCAGCGCUGGCCUCCAGACUGCAAGUGCACAGUGGCUGGCUGUACCUGCGCUCCAAGUCGCUGCUGGGGUUCUGGAAGCGACGCUGGUGUGUGUUGCUGUCGUGCAACUCCAAGCGCACGACGUCGGAGCUUUGCAUCUUCAGCGGGCCAGAUAAGGCGCACCCGGAGGCGGUCAUUUGGCAGGACAGCUUGGCUGAUACCACACACUGCUCGACGUUCUCGGAUGGUAAGGCGAACGGGUUCAGACUGGACACGAAGGUGAUCUACCAGCGACUGUUUUCGCGACGGUACAGUCGAUACGUGUCUUCGGGGCGAACGCAUGUCCACAAGGCGAACUUGGAGCCACGAGAGUACGUCUUCGCCUGUGACACGGAGACGAGUCGUGACGCGUGGAUGCGAGCGCUUGGAAGUCGAGGAGGCGAGUGCAAUGGCACGUCAAUCAGCUCUACCUAUGUGGGCUCGCCACACAGAGCGAGUGUUAGCUCUGGUGCUGCCUCAAUGGAUGCUACACCGAUCCCACGCGUUAAACGCUCGGUUCGUUUCGAUACAUCUGCUCACACUGACAAGGAGGGGUCGUUGGUAACCCCGGAGCCAGCCCAACCCAUCGAAACCAGGACGCGAGCAUCAGCGCCAACUUUCAUCGCGGACGACAAUGGAUUCGUCUGGGGUGAUAUGCAGCCACAGCAGGUUGAGCCCACUGACGAAGUAUUCCCCCUGGCGACUGUGAUCACCAUCAGCGGCGACCCAAACGAGCCUCAACCUCUUCUGCACGAUAGGUGCAUCGUGUGCGCUGAAAAUCGCCGCGACUCGGUUUGCAUCCCGUGUGGGCAUGUUGCUGGCUGCUACGACUGCAUGCGCGCUGUCACGCAGGAAUGUUCAUCGUGCCCGGUUUGCCGCGCUCACGUCGACGGCGUGGUUAGGAUCCAGGACUGA
Molecule: messenger RNA, 1953 nt
Organism: Phytophthora sojae
Lineage: Eukaryota; Oomycota; Peronosporomycetes; Peronosporales; Peronosporaceae
Exons: 4
Coding region: 238-1953 (571 amino acids)
Molecular function (GO): protein binding
Source: RefSeq, a predicted model, not a curated record